Messenger RNA from Electrophorus electricus (electric eel), 1632 nucleotides. Its product is annotated as cytochrome P450 2K1-like. The record is from RefSeq and is a predicted model, not a curated record. Gene Ontology annotation, biological process: xenobiotic metabolic process. Gene Ontology annotation, molecular function: heme binding; iron ion binding; oxidoreductase activity, acting on paired donors, with incorporation or reduction of molecular oxygen, reduced flavin or flavoprotein as one donor, and incorporation of one atom of oxygen. Gene Ontology annotation, cellular component: intracellular membrane-bounded organelle; cytoplasm. NCBI's taxonomy places the organism in Eukaryota, Metazoa, Chordata, Actinopteri, Gymnotiformes, Gymnotidae.
UGGUAUCACUUGUCUUUGGAUUCAGGAUGGCUUCAGUGGAAGAGCUUCUCCUGCAGGCUAGCAGCACAGGCUUGAUGCUUGGUGCUUUGUUGCUGCUGCUGGUUCUGUAUGUCCUUUUUUCAGCCUCCAGCUUUAAGGAAGAGGCUAAUGAACCUCCAGGACCCAAACCGUUGCCCGUCCUGGGCAACCUGCUCCAGCUGGACCUGCACAGGCUCCACGAGUCACUCUGUGAGCUUGCCAAGCAAUAUGGAUCUGUUUACAAGGUGUAUUUGGGUGGGAACAAGGUUGUGGUCUUAGCAGGGUAUAAAACAGUCAAAGAAGCACUUGUGAACAAUGCUGAAGAGUUUGGGGACAGAGAAAUUACACAGGCAUUUAAGAACAUUGCUCAAGAACACGGGAUUGUAUUGUCCAAUGGGGAGAACUGGAAAGAGAUGAGACGCUUUGCUCUCACUAACCUUCGAGACUUUGGAAUGGGCAAGAAAGGCAGUGAGGAGAAAAUCAUAGAGGAAAUCCAAUACAUUAAAGAAGUGUUUGAGAACUUUGGAGGGAAACCCUUUGACACAGCCCAGCCAAUGAACUAUGCUAUCUCCAAUGUUAUUUCAUCUAUUGUGUUUGGAAACAGAUUUGAAUACAGUGAUCCUGAGUUCAAAGAAAUGGUCAAUAGAGCAAAUGAGAAUCUUAGGCUUAAUGGAACAGCUCCCAUGCGGAUUUACAACUUAAUUCCCUGGAUAGGUCCAUUCUUGAAGAGCAAAAGGACAAUUGAUAGAAACCUUACGGACCACAAGAAUGAUCUAAAAAGGAUAUUUAAUGAUUUGAAAGAGUCGCUACAGUCAGACAAUAUCAGAGGGUUUGUCGACUCUUUCCUCCUUCGAAAGCAGAGUGAUGAGAAAUCAGGACAGAAGAACUCUCGCUUCAGUGAAGAGAAUCUUUUUGCAACAGUGACAAAUCUUUUUGUGGCUGGUACUGACACAACUAGCACAUCUCUGCGCUGGGCAUUUAUGUUUAUGGCUAAGUACCCACACAUACAGGACUGCGUACAGCAGGAGAUUGACAAGGUGAUUGGAGAUCGUCAGCCAGUGGUGGAUGACAGGAAGAAUCUGCCUUACACGGAUGCAGUGAUCCAUGAGACUCAGAGACUGGCCAGCAUAGCACCUUUGAGCCUUCCCCACGUCACCAGCUGUGAUGUUCAUUUCAACGGCUACUUCAUCAAGAAGGGUACAACUGUGUACCCUCUUCUGGCAUCUGUGCUGUGGGAUGAGAAUGAGUGGGAGACUCCACACCGCUUCAACCCAGCACACUUCCUGGAUAAGCAUGGACGAUUUGUUAAGAAAGAUGCCUUCAUGCCCUUCUCUGCAGGGCGAAGGAUGUGUCUGGGAGAGGGUCUGGCUAGGAUGGAGCUCUUCCUCUUCUUCACCUCUCUCCUGCAGCAUUUCCGUCUCACUCCUCCUCCAGGGGUGACAGAGGACCAGCUGGACCUCACACCAGUUGUUGGGAUCACGCUGAACCCUGCCCCCCACAAACUGUGCGCAAUUAAACGAGCCUAAUCUGAGGAUACAGCUGUUAUGUUAAAUACUCUGAAUAUUUUUUUGCAAAGCAGUGUUUCUAAUAAACUUUACAUAAGAAAAAAUAGGA